Messenger RNA from Jatropha curcas, 1221 nucleotides. RefSeq names its product expansin A8 (gene EXPA8). Gene Ontology annotation, cellular component: extracellular region. Lineage: Eukaryota; Viridiplantae; Streptophyta; Magnoliopsida; Malpighiales; Euphorbiaceae. Gene Ontology annotation, biological process: plant-type cell wall organization. The record is from RefSeq and is a predicted model, not a curated record.
UUCCUUUGCUAAGCACUUAGCCCUCCACCGCCCCUUAUCCCUCUCUCUCUCUCUCUCUCUCUCUCCCUCACAGAACUAUACAAGAAAUGGCCAUUCCGACAUUUUCUGCAGCUACCCUUCUACUCUUUGUGCUAAAUUUAUGCUUUAGAGGCACUUAUGGUGACUAUGGAGGCUGGCAAAGUGGCCAUGCCACCUUCUAUGGCGGGGGUGAUGCUUCUGGCACAAUGGGUGGUGCUUGUGGAUAUGGCAAUUUGUACAGCCAAGGGUAUGGUACUAACACUGCAGCACUUAGUACUGCCCUAUUCAACAGUGGAUUAAGCUGUGGUUCUUGCUACGAAAUGAGAUGUGACAAUGACCCUAAAUGGUGUCUUCCUGGAUCAAUCAUUGUCACUGCUACAAAUUUCUGUCCUCCUAACUAUGCUCUCGCUAAUGACAAUGGUGGUUGGUGUAAUCCUCCUCUCCAGCAUUUUGACAUGGCUGAGCCUGCUUUCUUGCAAAUUGCUCAAUACAGAGCUGGGAUUGUCCCUAUUUCAUUUAGAAGGGUGCCCUGUGUGAAGAAAGGAGGAAUAAGGUUCACCAUUAAUGGACACUCAUACUUCAACUUGGUAUUAAUAUCAAAUGUUGGAGGAGCAGGAGAUGUACAUUCUGUGUCAAUCAAGGGUUCAAAGACAGGAUGGCAAGCUAUGUCAAGAAACUGGGGCCAAAAUUGGCAAAGCAAUGGGUAUUUGAAUGGACAAAGCCUCUCUUUUCAAGUUACUACAAGUGAUGGAAAAACUGUGACAAGCUAUAAUGUUGUGCCUUCUAACUGGCAGUUUGGGCAAACAUUUGCAGGUGGACAAUUUUAGACUUUUGAAUUAAUUAAAAAAAUUAAUUAUUUGGCAUUACAUUUGUAUAUUUUAAUGUUGUUUGUGUAAGGAUAUGAGAGUGUGGGGUUAGGGUUAUAGCCUAUAGGACAAGGUUGGUUGGCCCAAAUGUGGCUGGCUGUUGGCUGAGGUGGUUUAUUGGCACCCGCUUGGCCUUUUUUUCUUUUUGUCUUUUUAAUUUUUUAUUUUUAUUACAAAAGCAAAAGUAAUGAUAUGUAGUUAGUUUUUGAAUAGGGAUAUUUCACCUUUGGCUGUGAAAUAUCAUUCCUUUUCUCUUACAUAUAUUUAUGUUGAUGAACAUUUUGAUUAUCCUUUUGCAUUUGCUCAAUUUGAAUCAUAAUAAGAUCUCCAAUUUCAA